This is a messenger RNA of Gamsiella multidivaricata, 884 nucleotides long. RefSeq lists its product as uncharacterized. Gene Ontology annotation, biological process: protein N-linked glycosylation; cell wall mannoprotein biosynthetic process. The record is from RefSeq and is a predicted model, not a curated record. Bases 22 to 816 code for a protein of 264 amino acids. Gene Ontology annotation, cellular component: mannan polymerase complex. Lineage: Eukaryota; Fungi; Mortierellomycota; Mortierellomycetes; Mortierellales; Mortierellaceae. The transcript has 2 exons. Gene Ontology annotation, molecular function: alpha-1,6-mannosyltransferase activity.
GUUCUUAUCCUGACACCACUUAUGGAUGCUGCGUCAUAUUUUAACAGCUACUUCAGCAACCUGUCGAGUUUGGAAUACCCCAAGGAGUUGAUUUCUCUCGGAUUUCUUGUGUCCACCACGACGGACGAUGGUCAACAGGAUUCAACCCUAUUGGCGCUUCAACCGUACAUCUCGUUCUUGAAAGCCACUUCGUCAUAUAGGAGGAUUACCGUCCUGCAGCAGGCAUCCCAGCCCCUUGGUUACACGCAGGAUGGGAGGCACGCGUAUGAGGUGCAGGAAUCCCGAAGGAAAGUGCUUGCCCAAUGUCGAAACGCGCUUUUGAGCUCGACUUUGAUGGAUGAAUCAUGGGUGCUGUGGCUUGAUGUGGAUGUAAUCGAAUAUUCUCCGGAUCUGCUGCUCAAUCUUAUGCGGUUAGACAAGGACGUAGUUGCGCCGAACUGCUUUCGAUCUGAGCAUGGUUGGCUAACUACUAGGAGCGUACCAUAUGACCGCAACAACUGGUUUGAGACCACAGAAUCCAUGGCAAUCCAGCGCGUCCUAGAUGGGGAUGAAUUUCUCUUUGAGGGCUACGGUGGCGAUCACAGCACGUAUCGCCAAUCUAUGGCCGAUUUGGACUCACACGUCCACACGCUGGUGCCUCUCGAUGGAGUCGGGGGAACCUUCACGCUGGUCAAGGCAGUAGUCCACCGGGCAGGCAUCAACUUCCCCACUCAUCCCGUGGACCACGCGAUCGAGACUGAAGGUUUUGCCAAGUGGGCGAAGCAGGAAGGCUUCUCUGUGUUUGGUGCACCAAACCUUAUUGUUCGACAUGCUUGAAUUCGCAAGCCACGCCACAAAAAAAUAAUAAAGGAAAGAGCUGUAGAUGUCAUGCUCCAUGAACGCCC